Medioppia subpectinata is the source of this 561-nucleotide messenger RNA. The record is from the annotation of a GenBank genome assembly. NCBI's taxonomy places the organism in Eukaryota, Metazoa, Arthropoda, Arachnida, Sarcoptiformes, Oppiidae.
AUGAAUAAUUUCUCUGUCGUACAAAAGUUUGUGUCGAUUCUGUCCAUAAUAUACGGGUAUAUAAUGGAAUGGAGUGAAAACAAUUUCAUCUCAAUCGACGGCACGAUUGAUAUCACAGACCUUCAGAAGUUGGAAGCGAUUAUAACGCGUCUGCAAAACGGCCACAACUACUUCGUGAGAGUGGCGUCAGGCAAUUGCAAAGGCUUUUCCGACUACUCUUACCCGUCGCCCAAUAGUGCCAUCCCUUCCAGCUGGCGUGACGUCGACGACAAGCCUUCACCCAAUUUCGACAAUCCCUUACAAUUGGAUCAACUCUUUCAACAGAUGAUCGAUUGUCGGCCAAACACUUUGGCAGAAGUCAAAGUGAUAUCAGUGGAGAGCGAGAAUCAGUACCAACGCAAGGGUCAGGUCCGCAAAAGUAUCAAAAACCUCUUCGGAUCGAACCCUAAGUUCCAGAAAGUGAUGAAAAGAGGCAUUUAUUUGGCGUGUCUUCUAUACAAUGACGACAGAGUCCUCGUAACCAAUGAUGAAAUACUUCCGAUCGUCGAAAUCGAUUCUUGA